Molecule: messenger RNA, 2976 nt
Organism: Amoebophrya sp. A25
Lineage: Eukaryota; Dinophyceae; Syndiniales; Amoebophryaceae
Source: the annotation of a GenBank genome assembly
GCCGACAGUACUAAGAGUCGGUCGCGCGAUAACGAGGUCAACGAGGAAAACAACAACUACCAGCGCGUAGCAGAUGUGUUUGAUAUCGAGGAACCUGAGCCAGGAUCUUUCGGUGCGCGUGUACGAGAGAUCGACCGCAUGCUCGAGGGUCUCUUGGUGUUGCCAAAAGGCAGACGCGCCAAAAAAUUAGAAUAUGGCCUAUUUGAAGACGGAGGCGAACAGGAAAAGAAUUGCGAAGGUCGUGCAAAUAAAGAAGGCGUGACAGAAAAACAACAACAAAGACAAUGCUCGUUGUUGUUUUCAUCUGUGGAGGUAGAUGCUGAGAACCGAGUGCUUUUCAAGAGAAGCGAAGUUUUUGCGGAGGCUUCCUCGAAAUUCAAUCGAUUUAGGGAGAAGGCGCGAGCAACAUGUGCAGGAACGCGUCUUCCAACGACCACUAAAGAACAAGGCGCAUUCGAGAAGCUGUGUCGUGCUUUGGGUGAGGCAUUUGGCGACGAUAGUGGGCUCGACGAUGAUAAAGAGGAUGUUCUUGCGGAGAAACGUACUAUAAUUUCGGAUCACGGACGAGGAGAGCAGCGAAAAGGUGUAGGUGCUGCUCCCGGUUCAACUUUCGCACGAGAUGGUGCGGUCGGUGAAGAUGCAAUUGCAGAAGCACCGAUGAGUCCGGUUGCAGAAAAGAAUGACGGCAGUGUCGGAGACGAGGAAUUUAUUGGAGAAAAGCAGUCGUGGAAACAGAGUGUCGACAAUACACCCACGAUAACGUUUGCUGAUACAGACAAGGGGUUUGCUACACCGAACUUGCAAACCAAGAAGAAUAGAUCCGUUCCUGAGAAGACACGAAAAGCUCAAGGUACGUUACCGACGUUUACGGGACUCUCGUUGAGCAAGCACGAAAGCAGCCUGGAUGCUCUCAUACCGCAUCUGAACGCAGCGGUGUUCGACCCGACGCAGCAGCUUUUGUUGAAGCAGAGCCUUGGUGGCAGUUCAUCUGCUGGGGGUCAUAAGAACCUUUAUCCGGGAGGACCGCAGAGUAGUACAGCUGAAGUUUUACAGGGUGAAUACAAGCAGUUUCUGUUCUAUGAACAUCAAACCCGUGGAAAUGGAAAGGACGCAAACAUUUUCGUGGAAGCACAUGAGUUAUGCACCCUUGAGCCGACAGAACCGACACAGAAAGAGACGCAAGUUUCCAGUUCUCUGAGCGAAAACAAGCAGUGGGAUUCUUUGUUUACCCAAGUGGACGGCGAAAAUGAGUUUUUUGUUUCUGGAACAGCUGCCGAAGCCCAUGGUGUAAUGAUGGAGGAUGCGCCUGCCGAUUCAGAAAAGAGUGGAUCGCAAUCCUGCGUAUUUAGUGACGUCUCUGAGUGCGAGGAUCGCCCCUCAGAAUUGAUUUUGUCUCCUGAAAUGGACUACAGGUCGAACAAUCAUACGAGGACAUCUGUCAUGCUGACAGGAGAAAAGGCUACCUCUUGUCAACAAUGUCCGAACGUGGAGUAUAAUAGCGACAACGAGACGAGCUUGAGAGAGCUGGCGUUUCCGAGUCGCGAGAUCGUCGUACGACAUUUCGAAAAGCGAAAUAAGGCUGUACAUGGAGAAGCUUUCCAGGCGGUAAGCGAGGAAUGCUGCGAUGGAUGCUACAGUAAUUUUCAGCUUCAGGAUUUGCAAGAGCCGGAGCAGGGAAACAUAAUUGUGCAAUCGCAAGAAGUGGUGCUGGAAGGAAGAAUGCAGCAGUGUGGCACUGCUGCUUUCGGAAUUUGUAGUUCUGGGGGGACAAUCACGAAGACGAAGGGUGAGGGUGAGCCUCGUAUCGUUGCGGCGCCUCAAAAAAACGACCUCCUCGUGACAGAGCCUAUAAAGCGUACUGAAGUUGUAGUAGGUCUUCGAUUUGCUUCUGGACUUGAGUCUGGACGUCCGAUAGUCAUCGGGGAAACUGAACGAGAAGCGGAAUUGCCAAGUGCUUCAGGUUUAGUGCCUGUCCAUCAUGUUCUCGUCGAAGACGAAGAGGACGACGAGGACAUUCCUGUUGUGCCACUGCGACAAUCACCUUUAUCUCCACGCGACGUUUGUUUUCCUGCAAUUGCCUUGGAUCGAACGAACAAGCAAAUAGAGCCUUUUGUUAAGGCUUCCCCUCAUUCAUCAUCGGAAGCAUCUUGAGGACGUUCUGAAGCGGAGAACGGUCUCAGGAUGGCCUGGACUCCGAGAUGGAUUAGGGAGAGCUCUAAUUUUCAUUUUUUACGUGCAAAAACUCAUCAAUCUGAGCAAGCACCUGGAGACUUUGAGGAAGUGAUCAUGAGCCACAAUAUCUCGGACAAUGCCACAUUUUUUGCAGCUCUUCGUGGUGUAGCGGGAAAGGGAGUCAACAGUGCGUAUGGUCCUUCUUCUGCUUCAGCUACAUCUAGCUCGUCCCAGAAAUUGACAUGCACUCCUCCCACGCGCAAAAGACGGGCAUCUAAGGCAGGUCUAGUAGACCCCGCGGUCAGUGGUGAGCAUUUUCCACAUUCGCAAACAUCAUCUCCAGCAUCGUUUUCCAUUGGUGGUGCUGCAAGUGACGCAGUGUCGAUUUAUGACAUCAAUGCGCCGAACUCGGGUCAAAUGUCUGCAGUGGAUAGCGCGCCGUCCCCGUCUAACACUACAUCUUCGCAAGGAAUAAAACAGGAAGUCAAGGACAGUGAGACCCAGUACGGCGGAGUGUAUGAGCAUCGAGAAGAGUCUUGUACAAGUUCUUUGCAGCACGACCCCUCUUCAACACUCAACAGUUUGACAAGGCCUGUCUUCGCUUUUGGUAAGCGGCCACACGGUGACUCUCUGUGGAUGACAGAGAGGGAACUGAAGGGUCCGUGGUAUGAGAUUCCUAAGCUGACAUAUUCUGACAUCGUUAACCGAAAUAAAUCUCUCGAGUCACCAAUGACGCGAGAAUCACGCGUGGCUUUUCUAGUGAUUGGGUUUUCUAGUGUUCAGUUUUCGACGUUGUACGUCUAG